AUGAAGUCUGGAUUUGCUCUCGCAGCUCUUGCCUUUGGUGGCAUGAGCUUUGCUCAGUCAACUACUGCUGUUGCAACUUCUGCUGUUGAAGUCGAUGGCCAAACUACGACACUUGUCAGCAACAUUGACCCUUCAGAUAUUGCUGCCCUUCCUGAACCAGCAGUCCUUGGGCCUCCCAUUGGUGUUUUCGAAACUGUUUCCUCCGCUUCAUACAACGCAGCUGAGGCAACCGCCUCAGCCCUUGCCCUUGUUGUUGAAGCUACUGAUGCUCAGACUGCUGUCAUCGCUCCCGAGAGCACUGCUAUUGCUGCUAGCAAGACUCCUGUGCCUGUCUCAUCUGAGGCCGCUGCGGCUAACAAGCGCUCAUAUCAUGUCCCUUCUGGCUAUACACCAGCAUUCGUCAACCUCCAGGGCUCCACCCAGGCUAACGGAUACUUGACUUACAAGACCCUCUCAGAGUAUGAUCCUCAGCAAUGUACUUCGGCUUGUGACAGUAUCAGCUCGUGUCAGUUCGCGAACAUUUACUGGGAGAGGGAUCCCGACAGCAACAACAACCCUGUCGACGUGGUCAAGUGUGCGCUUUACAGCAUGCCUCAAACCAACUGCACCGCAACCAACAAGGGACAAUGGCGUGGCUCGUUCCAUGUUUUGGUCACUGGUAGUAACGGCUACAACAAGGCUGCAGCUCCAAAGACUCCUGCUGGUUACUCUCUCCAGACUCUUCCUGCCGCCGUCAAUGCACCAGUCUAUGAUGACGUUGGUCAGUGGAGAUUCAUCCAGCCUGUUUACCUCAACUCUUACGACCCUGCCCUCUGCGCUGCCGCUUGUGACAAGCAGACUGCAUGGGACAAGUCUCAAGCCACUGAUGACUGCAACUACAAGACCUGUGUCUACGCAAACAUGUACAUCUUGUCGCAGGACGGAGUUCCAAAGACCGUUGUCUGUGCUCUAUACACCGAAGGCGUUGAUUCAAGCUAUGCUACCAACUAUGGCUACUCGACCGACACGGAUUCUUUCCAGGUCUCGAACUCGAUCGCUUUGACCAACACCACUGCUGUCAAUGCUGGCUACCCGCAGUUGUGCGCAGCUUCAUCUGGCGAUAUCUCCUACCUGAACUCAACUGGAGCCGAAUUCUGCACGAGCUACCUCGGUUAUGUUGCUCCCACUGAGACUGUCAAGACCACCGUUACUCCUGGAGCAACCACUGUCUUCGCCACUGUGACUGAGGAAGUUACUGUGACAUCGGUCUACUCUACUGAAACCGUUUCGGUCACAGGAGCUCCCGCAAACCAGAAGCGUCAAGAGAGUGUUAGAAUCGUCACAACCACUGUCGAGCUGCCUUUCAUCACUGUCAGCGGAAACGAGACUAUCGUCGACUACAUGACCAGCACUUUAACCGUCAAUGCCGCUUCCACUUCCGGUGCUGUCAUCACCCCUGCCGCAGCCGAUCCUGCAGCAUCUGCUGCCGCACUUGCCAAGCGUAGUGCUAGCGCCGUCCCUACUCCUUCUUCCAUCCUCCACUGGCCAUCAGCAAAGAUCUCCUCUGCUUGCUCGGAAAUCGCUACUGGCACCGUGACUAGCACGCAGACUGUCACUGCAUCUGGAUCAGUCGUUACUGAUGGCGCCACUCUCCCAAACACCAGUGACUCAUCCGCACCCACCUCCACCGCCAUCCCCGGCUGUCCCAAGACCGAUGGCACUCAAGGCCAACUCCUUCUCGGAGGCUACUCGCUCGGUUUCCCCACCCCCAUCACCUUCAACCACGAUCCCCUGUUCUGGACACCCCUGGGAGGUUUCGGCGAUGAGUUUGUCUACGACACAGCCGGCGAUUUCCUCUACCACGUCGACACCGGCUACUGUCUCACUCUCGGCGACGCCACCUCCAGCACAUCACCCAUGUACAUCGGCAGCCCCUUCACAUUGAGCGCCUGUCAAUGCACCACUAGCACAACAGUAACCCAAAGCUUCACCUUCAACUUGCUCAAAGUCAAGGGCGACAAGGCAAAGAAGAACUGCAACAAGUCUUACUACCCCGCGCUUGUGGAUACUGGCGAUGAUGAUUAUCCUUUCUCCGCUGUUUAUGCUGGUACCAAGCUUGAUGCUUGUAUCACUUUUGAGUCUGAUGCGGACAUUGAUGCGGGCAUGAAGUGA
Molecule: messenger RNA, 2151 nt
Organism: Aureobasidium musti
Lineage: Eukaryota; Fungi; Ascomycota; Dothideomycetes; Dothideales; Saccotheciaceae
Source: the annotation of a GenBank genome assembly